CUCUAUUAUUGGUUCCGACGGCGUCUAGCAUGCUGUUUACGCGAAUACUUUGCACAGCCCAUAGAUUCAACCUCCGAGUUGCAACACUGCAAAUACACCUUGAUUCCGCAAUCCUUUGACUGCAAUCUAGAAAUUGGGAAAUAUACUAUCGAGAAUUAUUGGCCUACUUUUGAGCGGUGUCAAGUCAAUUUGGAUUCACUCACGCUCCGUCUUUCCGAAUUCAUCGAUGAAGGUUCCAUCUCCUGAUGCAAUAUCCGAUUCUGACCAGAAUGCCAACAUAAUUCCGCCUUCAGAGUCUCAAGGUGCGAUACCUCAUGCCAGUUCUACUGCAGAAGGUGAAGGCCCUGUCUUGGAGGUAACGACACACUCGCCGCCCGGCUUGAGCAGUGCAGAAACAGCUUCAGAACUCCUGAGCUGCGAUUCUCAUUUUGUAUUCCCAAACCCUCAGGCCCAGGAGGACCUCACUUUCCCCGUAGUCACCAUUUCUGCCUUCACUGAAACGGGCCAGCAGCAGUCGUCGAUCAAAGUUCCAUUACAACGAUCCUACACUGGUCGAAAGCCCGUAAUAUCAUCCUCCACCCGAGUCCCAAGAGGUAAUAUUACACCAGCAAGCAGUUCUACUGAAGAUGACGAUCCUAUCGUGCAGGAUAUCCCGCAGUCGUCCUUCAGCUUCCAUCCAGAACGACUCUCCGAAUCAUCAAUUCUGGGGUCUUCUGUGGCCAUGAUUAACGACCAUCCGGCCGGUGAUAUUACGCAUAUUGGCGAUGCAUUCCCCAGUCCUGGUGAUUAUGAAUUUCACUUGCUGGCAAGAAUGUUGAGGUGUUAUGGAACCUUUCUCGCUUCCUAUACUGAGGCGGGCCGAGACGAAUGGUCGAUCAAAGUGCCAUUGCAACGGGCUUACAUUGGGGCAAAACCUGCUAUAUCAUCCUCCCUUGCUGACACACCCUGCACUACUCUCGGUGUUCAGGGCAUCUUGGAUGAACUGAAUGCCACACUCGGAACGUCAUACACCCUGGACAUACCGACUCUCUCUUCUGUUCUCGAAGACUGCGUCAAGAGUGACUAUGACUUUGGCACUGCAUAUAGCCGUCUCCGCGCGGUAUGGGGCAUCAAACGCCGGAACACCAUCCAAGAUGAGAUACGUACACGCGAAGCUCGGGACCAGGAGAAGCGACGGAAUGCACUUGUCGGUAACCGGAUUGUCAACCCGAAAUUGGAACCUCGACGGGUCUGGGAUCUAUACGCUAAUCGGGUGGUGCCAUGGUGGAGCAGCGACGCGUUUCUAUGGAUGGUCCCGUGGCCAAGUGGUACACGGAUUGUUCUGCCGGUAUCGCAUGCGUGGAUGGACGCGAAGGAUCGCGUCGACGUCUGGACACCUAUCAAUGGGAAGGAAUGGCCCGUACCGAUCCCAAAAGAUGCCAGCCUUGACCUCAUCCGCAUCGAGAUGCUGAAUCUGGGAGUGGAAUACACGUGGUUGGAUGUCCUCUGUUUGAGACAGGAGGGCGGGCCAAGGGACGAUCUGCGUGCAGAAGAGUGGAAGAUCGAUGUGCCCACUAUCGGAUGUGUGUAUGCGAACGCUGAAGUCAUGAUCUAUCUGAGUGGGCUGGGGCGGCCUUUAACUCUGAAGGAGGGCGACUUGGAUAGUGAUUGCUGUUGGUUUAGACGCGCAUGGACACUACAGGAGAUUGGCAGGCAGAGGAUCAUUGUCGGGGAUACAUCUGAUGGACCGCUGCAUGCAAAACCAAUAGACAAGGAUGGGAACUAUGAUACUGAGAUACUGACUAGGUUUCACAAGCAGCUGCGGUCCAUCAGCGCUGUCUAUGAUCCGUUUCUGCAGCCGGCACUCAUCUCCAGGAUGUUUAAUGUCUUGUCCAAGAUGCAGAACCGGGUGUCGACCAAUCCUGUGGACAAAGUCAUGGGACUGGCAUUCCCUCUGCUCCCCAGGAUGAUACCGGCAUACCGAGAGAGCGAAUCUCUCGAAGAUGCAUGGACGGAAUUGGUGAAUGCAAUGGAUGUGGAGAAUCGGGGUCUGGUGUUCUUCCAGUAUCCUGAACCAGGAGAUACAGGCACGAAGUGGAGACCGUCAUGGGCGCAGGUUAUGCAGAAUCCUCUGCCUGUGGAUAACUACUCCUUGAUGAGUGUGGACCUGGAUGAGGAGACGAAUGAUAGCUGGUGUGAAGGGCACUGCAUUGAAAAGGUAUUUGUGGGAGGUUUGGCUGUGGGAGGUGCGGCAGAGGUUGAUCGACGUGGCGAGUUGAUCAUUAAAGAUGCCAUUGGAACAGAACAUACAUUUGACAUCAUUGCACGCCACAAGUUCCCAAUACCUGAAGACAUGUACACAUUGCUUGGUAUGGAUCCAAAGGCUCUCCAACUGGUUCCGAAGCAACAUUGGAUCGUCGGGCGAAGACUGUCUGACAAAAAGUUUGAGAAAGUGUCCGUGUUUGAAAUGGUCAAUGAAGAAGCACGGAGGCUGGAGCAUCUGUGCAUUACUAAACAGUGUUGGAACAUUCUUAUUUGAAGCCAUUCAUAGUUCACUGCACAUAUCCGAUGGCACAUCCCAUCCAUUAAGAUACUCACAAUAAAAUAUAAUUAGCAUUCUCCACUGUAUGUAUGCUUUGUCACGCACCAAUG
This is a messenger RNA of Guyanagaster necrorhizus, 2631 nucleotides long. RefSeq lists its product as uncharacterized. The record is from RefSeq and is a predicted model, not a curated record. The coding region runs from base 227 to 2518 and encodes 763 amino acids. Lineage: Eukaryota; Fungi; Basidiomycota; Agaricomycetes; Agaricales; Physalacriaceae. The transcript has 5 exons.